Molecule: messenger RNA, 5352 nt
Organism: Notolabrus celidotus (New Zealand spotty)
Lineage: Eukaryota; Metazoa; Chordata; Actinopteri; Labriformes; Labridae
Gene: elk4
Product: ETS transcription factor ELK4
Exons: 6
Coding region: 211-1626 (471 amino acids)
Biological process (GO): cell differentiation; regulation of transcription by RNA polymerase II
Cellular component (GO): nucleus
Molecular function (GO): DNA-binding transcription factor activity, RNA polymerase II-specific; sequence-specific DNA binding
Source: RefSeq, a predicted model, not a curated record
GCCUCAUUUCCUCUUCUCGUAGGGAAACAUCGCUGUGAGAGCUAAAGGGAGUUUAAUGUCUUUAAUGCUCUGUUAUUCCCCCCACACUCACUCUGAAACCUGUUUUCUGAACCAUGGCAGAGUAAAAAGCCUUCCAAUGAUGUUCUGGGAUCAUUUCGACGCGGCUCGACGACUCGGAGAUUCAGCGGGCUCUACGAGCGAGUGAGAGUCAUGGACAACUCUGUCACCCUGUGGCAGUUUCUGCUCCAGCUCCUCUUGGAUUCCAGUAACGAGCAGCUGAUCUGCUGGACCAAUGAGGAGGGGGAGUUCAAACUGCUGCAGGCGGAGGAGGUGGCCCGGCUGUGGGGAGCCCGCAAGAACAAGCCCAACAUGAACUACGACAAACUCAGCAGAGCCCUAAGAUAUUACUACGACAAGAACAUCAUAAAGAAAGUGAACGGUCAGAAGUUUGUCUACCGCUUUGUUUCAUAUCCUGACAUCCUGAAGGGAGAUGCUGCUUCUCGAGCAGAGGGUGGGGAUGCGGGUGCUCGGGGCAUCCCUCCCCUGUCAAAGAGGGCAGACAGCACCCAGCAGGAGGAUGAAUCUGGUGACCCCACCAAGUUGGGUGGUAGUGCAGCAGCUCUGAGUGCCAGCAUCAAGCAGUCAAACCGCAAUGACUACAUCCACUCCGGCCUGUACACCUCCUUCACCCUCAACUCCCUGCAGAAUGGGCGCCAGCUAUUUAAGUCCAUCAAAAUCGAGAACCCAGCAGAGAAGAUGGCCGACAAGAGAAGUGUCACAACCACCGCCCGGAUCCAAGAGCUGUUCCCUCAGCAUCACCAGCCAACUUCUUCACCAUCCGUCAUCAAGUUUGGAAACCUCCCUCCAAAGCCAGCACCAGCACCUCCUCCUCAGGUUGUAAUCGAGUCCACGCUGAUAUCCAGCCACAUGGAUCCUCUGCAAGCACAGUCCAGGGCUGAGGACGUCCACACACACUCCUCCCUGCCGUCCCAGUCCAUCUACACGUUUGAGCACAUCCGUCCAUCGGAAGCAACAUUUGGCCUAACAGACCUCACCUCAGCUAGCCCGUCUCCAAGCCUAGUGCCUGAGUCCUCCCAUGAGCUGGUGAUCGACAGCGACAUCGAGUCUGGAUCAUCUCAGCCCACGGACGCUCGGACGCUGGAGAAGGUGGAUAGCUGCAUCGGUUUGUCUGUGGAGGACAACAGCUUGGUGGACACUGAAACCAGCUCGUCUUCAGUGAGCAGCUGCACCACGCUCAGCACUCAGAGCUCAGGAAAGGCACGCAAGCCCCCCAAGAUCCUCCAGAUCAGCCCCCCUACUCUGCUGGUCACCACCUCUGACUUCUCCCCCAUGAACCUCUGCAGCCCUUCCCUACCUACUGCCUCUCUCACACCAGCAAUGCUACAGACUCCCACUCUGUUGCUUACUCCCAGUCCGCUGCUGUCCAACAUCCACUUUUGGAGCACGCUCAGUCCAGUGGCUCCCCUCAGCCCAGCCACACGUCGCCAAGGAGCCCACCUGUUCCAGUUCCCGUCAGUCCUCACUCCUCAGUUCCAGAUCCCUGUUCAUAGUCUGGAUGGGACCAACACACCAGGGCCCAUUUCUCCAGACCCUCAGAAGACAUAGGUAUAACCCCCAUGGCGUCACCUCACAUGACGCUGCAUCACUUUGGACCCAAACAGCCAGAAUUUGUUCCCCCUUACUGCUUCAUCUCCUGCUCUCACACCCAGAACAAUGAUGUGGGAUCUCUGUUUCUGCCAUUCCUCCAUCCAGCACGUCGGAGCACGCUCAGUCCGGCUCAACAUUAGAGUUUGUUUCAGAUCAUUCACACCCCCACAGAUGCUUUCUUGCACUCAGACACAUUGGUGCCAUCUUUCCUGACGCCCUCGUGGAUUUUUCUCAUCUGGCUUUUUGGGAUCCUCAGAUGCAACAAUUCAACAGAGGGAGCAGAUUCUAUGAGAACAGUAGCUGUUUGUGAAUUGGACCCUCCGCAGUGACAAUCUGCUUCUUAUUGGACACAGAGCGGUGAUAUGGCAGAUGUCUGACUCUCUCCUCCUCGUCUUGUGCUGCCAAAAAGACACGUUUAGUCAGUCUGUAACCUUGAGCUCUGUCCUUACCUUACUCUUCUUGAAGGGUAGUGCUUUAACUCCGUAGUGUGGCAACUCCCGUUCUCUUUUGCCCUGCCUAAGUGUGCAAUGUUUGCUGCUCUGAAAUGCCGGCUCAGUAGAACCAGAUCCAGCUGGACUUUUAACGUGACAGUCUUAGAGUGACGUGGCCAUAAUCUGAGCUGCCAUGCAUCAGAACUCUCAGUUUGUUAAACCUGGAGGCCGGUGUGGUGUGGUGUGGUCUGUCUCCUGUCAGUGAGCUUUCAAGUGGAGAUGAAAGUAAAUGAAGCCAUAAUCCUUUCUGUGCAUGGACUCUGCACACAGAGUCUGUCCUAAUGCCUUCUAAAAUCAACUCCACAUCAUGCGAAGUACACUCAUUAUAAUUUACUAAAACCUGCAGACGUUUCAAGGAAUUGUUCUGCAUUUUGCAAAAUACCUGAAUUCACCUUCUAGUAGAAAGCUAGACCGGAUUGAUCAAAUGAUUGUGUUGAUAAAGCGGAUACAGGUCAAAGGUCACAGAAUCUGCCUGCAAGCUUUUUAAAGCUGACCAAUGAAAGCACUGCAAGCUGAAGCAUCAGAAUGUCACUGACCCUGCCUCCAUAUUUACUCCUCAGACUCAGCUGUGGAUGAAUCUUCUAGUCUUACCUUGGGUAGGACAGUAUUUACCCCAAACGUCAAACGAUUUAAGGCUGGUUUAUACUUCUGUGUCGCCCCUACGCAGCAGGGUCUGACUCGGACAUGAGCACUACAUACUUGUGCGUCGAUGUGUCCGAGUCGCGCAGCAAUUCUCCGCUGAAGGAUCUUGGAAGUAUUGUAAAUGCAGGAAAUACAAUGCCGCCGAGCGGACCAAUCACAGAGCUUGCGGUCCGUGAUUUUGGAUGAGGUGCACAUCAGCUAUGCACGUAGGCCUCUGCGUAAGUACAGGAGCUACGUGGACCUCCAGCGUAGGCUAUGCUGUUGAUUUGAUGCAGAAGUAUAAUUCAGCCUUUAAGUCCAGUCCAAAACAAAGCAGGACAAAGUUGUUCCUCAUAAAUCUGAACCAUUCUCCAAAAGCCUGCUCUCUUCUCUUUGUUGGAAACAGAUUGGCUGAGUAACUAAAGUUAUAGCACGAGUGCAGCUAUCUGAUUGGAGGGACUAGCUUUAACUUUUCCCAGCCUUAGUUUCCCGAUUUUAAUCACCACAUGAUCCUGAUGACUGUAGAAAGCUCCUGGAUCAUUGAAGCACCUUUACACCAUGAAAGGUCUCAAACCUGUUUGGAUCACCAGCCAUGAGGGGUUCACACUGUUUUGUAAAUGACUUUAAAGCCAUAAGCUGACUCAGACUCAGGAGUUGGAUCAAUGUUUCUAUGCUGUUAAAUAUGGAGAAUUGUGCACCACACAUGUUUACAUGAUACUUGGAUAGAUCACGUUUUAAGUGUUUCUUAACCCAAGUGUCCCUUUCUAACCCAGGGAUGGAUGGAAAACCAACCUUGAAUGGAGAAAUGCACACUCUUCUUUCCUCAACUUAAACACACCUGCCCCUGCAGCCCAUCAGAACGGUUCAUAAGGUGCCUUACCAUAGACGAGCCCCGGUUUAUUCCCCUAUAGUUAACAGAGUUCAUCCUUCAAAGUUAGCACAGUCCAAACCGUUUGCUUCGUUUCACAUCUCUGCAUCGACCAAACCUGAACUUGGUAAGUCUGAAGUGAGACCUCACAGGGAGACUUCAAGCGGCUCACGUGGUCUUUAGGAGGAUCAUGAACAUGCUGCGGUGUUUUUCAGGAUGCGUAACUGUACAUACAGAUAUCAAGUAAAGUUAGUGACUCUCACUCGGCCAUGCCUCUUUCUAACCUGCUUCUAAAUGUUUGUAAAAACAAGUUUACUCAGAAAGUAUAUAAAUAUAUAUAUAUGAAACCUGUCUAUUAUUUUUGUGUAAUCUCCCUUUUUCCUGUAACACCAAUAGAAUUUUUAGAUUAAUUUCUAUUUUUGUAACGGCCAGAUAUUUAGAUGUCGACUAUUUUGGGUUCUCUGACGUUUUCUCUUCGUGCAUGUUUCUUUAUGUUGUUUUCCUCUCGUGUAUUUGGGAGCUGUGGCCCUGCUCGCCGUGGCCCCGCCCGCUGUGGCCCUGGCUGUUUUUAGGAAUCAAAGCCUUAUGGGGGAGAAAUCUAAAUCUAUGUUUUGUACGUACAGUGUUUUGAUAUGGUGUUGAUAUUGUACAUGCAGAUGUUGUGACGGGACGUUUGCACUUACACUGUCGGGGUUCCUGUAGUAUUGGAUUGUGUCGCUUUUUCUAAGACGCAGAUUUCGAUAUGUUGACGUUUGCUUAUUGAGAGAUGUAUUUUUCCCAAAGGGAGGAUUAAAUUAUGCACUUGGUAUUUUAUACAGUAAAUCUUAACUUUUUCAAUGUUUAUCAAAAGAUUUAAAAUGAUUAGGCACUACCAUUCAAUAUUUAUUUGUAUGAGUCCAAUGGGAUUGGGUGCUCACCUUGCAUUUUUGCAGAGACUUUGAUGAAAAAUGAAAAAUCUAGCUGGAUAUUAUCCCGAGAGACCAUCUGAACCUUUUCUCCAUUAAAGCACCUGUGAGGAAUUUUUUACAGGUUAUAAAUCAGAUUGAAGUUGAUGCUGAUGCCUCUUCAUGACGCACAAAUGACGCACACACACCGUCAUCAUCAUCACUAAGACUUAACCCUGACAAAUUCUAAAGUUAUAUUUUUGGGCAUUUUUGCCUUUAAUGGAUCGGGCAGCUGAAGAGAGACAGGAAAUGUGGUGGGUAGAAAGUGGAGAAGAAAUGUUCAAGGCUGGAAAUCGAGCGUGCAACCAACGACUGUAUAUGGGGCGUGCUUACACCGCCACCCCAAGAUUGACAGUUUCUCUACUGAAACCUCUGUGAGGGGUUCGGUCUCAGUCCAGACGGCCGUUUUAAUUUGAUUAAUCAAAGACAGCAGCUUGAUACAACUUUGUCAUGCACAGCACAAGGUCAGCAACAUGAUCAAAUCUACAAACCUGAAGUUCCUCACAGCAGCUUUACAUCUUUAGGACUCGUUGUUUUUCCUGUUUUAUCUUCGGAUGUCUUUGACCUUAAAACCGAAGGUUCCGUUUCUAAAAGAAAUGAUGUUCCUGCUUCGUUCUGUCCAGUUUUCAGUUUGUUUCAUGCUUUUUAAAUCGUUUACAAGCUACUUGUCUUAAGUGGCGUAUUAAUGUAUGAGAGGUGUAGAGGACGUGUUUAUAAUGGAUGAGAAGGUGUGACCAAUAAUAAAAGACCUCUAACCACA